CCGCCUCUUGCGCUCUCGCGCGCGAGCGCUCCUGCCACUUCCGGUCGCCGGGCUUCCGCCGGGGCCGCGUCCUGCGCCCGCUGCCGCCGCCGCCGCCGCCGGUCCGGUCGCGCUCCAGGCGUUCUCUUUCCCCCUGAAGGAAAGCUGCCUCGUCCCAUGCUGUAGGGAUGGCGCUCCCUAUCAUCGUGAAGUGGGGCGGGCAGGAAUACUCGGUGACAACGCUUUCAGAAGACGACACCGUGCUGGAUCUCAAACAGUUUCUCAAAACGCUCACAGGAGUGUUACCGGAACGCCAAAAGCUACUUGGGCUCAAAGUUAAAGGCAGACCUGCAGAAAAUGAUGUUAAGCUCGGAGCUCUCAAACUGAAACCAAAUACUAAAAUCAUGAUGAUGGGAACUCGUGAGGAGAGCUUGGAAGACGUCUUAGGUCCUCCCCCUGACAAUGAUGACGUUGUCAACGACUUUGAUAUUGAAGAUGAAGUGGUUGAGGUAGAAAAUAGGGAAGAAAACCUACUGAAAAUUUCUCGCAGAGUGAAAGAGUACAAAGUGGAAAUAUUGAACCCUCCCCGGGAAGGGAAGAAACUGCUGGUGCUGGAUGUGGACUACACGCUGUUCGACCACAGAUCUUGUGCUGAGACUGGGGUAGAAUUAAUGCGGCCGUAUCUUCAUGAAUUCCUAACAUCUGCAUAUGAGGAUUAUGACAUUGUUAUUUGGUCUGCAACAAAUAUGAAGUGGAUUGAAGCUAAAAUGAAAGAGCUAGGAGUGAGCACGAAUGCAAACUAUAAGAUCACGUUCAUGUUGGACAGUGCUGCCAUGAUAACAGUGCAUACUCCACGCAGAGGACUCAUAGACGUAAAGCCUCUUGGUGUUAUAUGGGGAAAGUUUUCGGAGUUUUACAGCAAAAAAAACACCAUUAUGUUUGAUGACAUAGGAAGGAAUUUUCUGAUGAACCCGCAGAAUGGACUCAAGAUAAGACCGUUCAUGAAAGCACACCUGAACCGGGAGAAGGACAAGGAGCUCCUGAAGCUGACGCAGUACCUCAAGGAGAUAGCCAAGUUGGACCACUUCCUGGACCUCAACCACAAGUACUGGGAGAGGUACCUCUCAAAGAAGCAAGGCCAGUAGGGACAGGUCACGCCUGUUCUCACCGAAGACACUUCGCCAUCCAGGAACUUUUUGCUUUUCUGCUAGAAAUCAUUACGGUAGUGCUGGGCACUGAAGCAAAAUACCAGACUGCUUAUUACUUGGUCUUCCACUUUUUUGGUAAAUUUCAUUUUAUAUUUUUUGAAGAUCAUAGCAAUAUGCAAAAAGAAAAGAAUUUUUUUUUCUCUUCCCCAUACCAGCAUACCGUUUAAUUUUUGAAGCCCAUUUUCUCCAGCGUUGAAGACGGAGUCGUGUCCCCCCCCCAACUCCAACACACAAAAGUAGACCAAAAAAUCUGUAUACUCAGCAGUGUCCUUUCGUGAGUUUGGAAACAAGUUAACGUCUGUGUUUUUGUCUCAUUGUGUUGUUUUCUGACAAAAAUCUAAGACCCAUUUCAAAAUUGCUACUUUAACAUUUAAAAAAAAAAAAAUGUUCCGGGUGCCAGAAUAAAUAGUACGGCAGGUUGGGCACUUGCCUUACAAGUGGCCGGCGUGGGUUCGAUACCUGGCGGGCCAUGUGAGCACCCCAAGCACUGCCAGGAGCGGUCCCUGAGUGCAGUGCCGGGAGGCAGCACUGGGUGUGGGCGCCCCUCCCCCCCCAAACGAAGCAAAAAUUUCUGAGUCAGAAAAACCUACAUUUCAUAAGCGCACAUCGUCGAGAUCCUUCUCCUUCCCCUGAGGGACCGUCUCCGCUGUCCCGCGCUGCUGGCGGCUCUGGAUUACAGGCUGUCUCGGUGUGGUCUGUGUGCGUCUGUGUCUCCGAGUGAGGCUGGCGGGUGUCAGCCGUGACACCAGCACGUCCCAGUCUGCGAGCUAGAAACCGCGACGCCACAGCGUGAAGGGAGCGGCACGGCUGCGCUUGUCUCGGCGCCUAAGGAGAAGCGUUUCUGCCCCGUCGUCUCCUUCAGAAGCAGAGACGCCAACACAUUUUUUUAAGUGUCUGUGUUGCUGGAUUAGCCCCGGGGGGGAAAAGCAUGAAGAAAAAGUUUCUGUUCUACUCUAGCUGUAUCGUGUCUGAGUGCGAACAUUCUGUCCCGGUGAAAUCCCGAGCUGUAAGAUGUUUGAAGACAUUAUUUGCGACGCUUAACGCCUGCAGAUUCGUAAUGUGACCACUGUUCUGUGUUGCCAGUUUUGCUUUCUACGGUUCUUGUAUUUGGAAGGAACCUGAGCCUUUCGAAUAAACACGGUGUAUAUUGUUCUUAUGGGACUAUUUCAGUGGUGUAAAUAAUAAAUACCUUUUCUUACAACA
Molecule: messenger RNA, 2390 nt
Organism: Sorex araneus (European shrew)
Lineage: Eukaryota; Metazoa; Chordata; Mammalia; Eulipotyphla; Soricidae
Gene: UBLCP1
Product: ubiquitin like domain containing CTD phosphatase 1
Exons: 11
Coding region: 168-1124 (318 amino acids)
Biological process (GO): protein dephosphorylation
Cellular component (GO): nucleus
Molecular function (GO): protein serine/threonine phosphatase activity; protein binding
Source: RefSeq, a predicted model, not a curated record